ACACUGCAAAUGGCGCACCUUCGGAAAACGGUUCCAGUUUGCGGGAAGAACGAUUCCUUUUGUCCAAACAGCAUCCUACUUUUGCCUGACAGACCAACUACCUUUGGAAGAAUAAUAUCUCCCGAUACAAAUGUCCGGUUAUUGUCGAAAGCGACGCCUUUGAUGAUUUCUCGCAGACAUGCCACGGUUUCUCUUUCGGCGGGCAAAUGGACGAUAACCGACCAUGAGAGUCUAAAUGGAGUCUUCAUAAAUGGCAACAGAAUUCAGCCCAAUACCCGUCAUGUUCUGGAAUUUGGUGACAAAGUUGCUUUUGGUGUUGGGAUAGACUCUAGUCCACCAGAGUUUGAAUAUGAGUUUGAACCUGUAGGAAAAGGUUGUAAAAGACGUGCAGAUACACCUCUGUCAAGAAGCAAAGGAAAUUCUGUUAAACAUAGAAAGAUUGUGGCAGAAAGUGGCAGCUAUGUACAGGUAACUUCCCCAUUAAGUGCAGACCAUCCUGCUGUACAUGAAGUGAUCAGCAUGGCCGAGGAAAAGAUUAAGAAAUUGAAAUUAUCUUUAGAGGAAAAGGAGAAAUGUCAUGCAGAUGUGGUCCUGCAAUUGGAACAAACAGAGAAAGAGUUGCAAGCCAAGCUGCUGGAUCAGAAGGCUACCUUAGAACAGGAAAAAGAAGAGCUUGAAAGUGCACUUAAAACUCUGUUCGCAGAAAAGUUAGUAGAGAAGGAAGAACAGUUGAAUCAGGAAUUAAAAAGCCAAAAGGAAAGUUUGAUUGCGGAAAAGGAGCAGGUUGAAGUACAGCUGCAAGAGGAAUUGAAUAGAAAGCUAGAAGAAAAAGACAAAGAGCUAGAAAAUCAGUUGACUCGGCAGAAGCAAGUGCUGGAGCAAGUGAUUGCUGAAAAGGAGGCUCAGCAGAAUAUGCUGCAUAUGGAAUUAGAAAACUACAAAGCCUCCCAAGCUCGAAUGCAAGACUUGGAAGCCAAUGAAAGAAGGAUGGAAUCGACUUUACAGGAGCUACGGCAGAUUGUGGAGUCCAAAAACGAAGAGCUUCUUAAACAGCAAGAAGAGACAAAGAGAGUCGAGGAGGCCACAAGGAAAACAGUCAUAGAGCAGAUGGAGGAUGAGUUUACUUGCAUCAUAUGCCAAGACCUUUUUAUUAAUUCUACUACUUUACCAUGUGCCCAUUCCUUCUGUGAGUACUGCUUGAAAUCCUGGCUGCAGAAGAAGAGCAACUGUCCAAUCUGUCGUCAACCCAUAAUGGGAAGGCCCGUCAGGUCCCUUGUUCUUGAUAACGCCAUUGCCAAAAUGGUGGAAUCUAUGGAUGAGGAGACCAAGACAAGACGGCAGACAGUCAGCCAGGAAAGGGAAGAGUUGAAAAGAGCUGCUUCUGGAGUUACACCUGGUUCACAGGACUAUCCAAUCACCGUGAAUGAUGGUGAACAAGGCAACCACAGUCAGGGUAACAUGGUUACAGCAGCAACAACACAAAACACAGCUCGGCAUGCAAGAGCUAGGGCACCUUAUGUCCGAGGAAUUCAAAUUCAAGAGCAACGCCCUGCUGCCCAUCAGAGAAACUACUACCACAGGAAUUACGUCAACAGGUAUUAUGGUAACCAUGGUAACCAUAGUGGUGGUGGUGGUGGAUAUCGUUAUGGUGGUGAUUAUGAGAGGCAACCAUAUCAGGAAAAUUAUAUGCAUGGUCCACCAGCAACAUUCCAUCCAGGUUAUGGCCAUUGCCAUUUGUGUGGUAAGUAUUAUUGACCAUUUAGCCUUGUAGGGCAAGGUGGCCUCAUGGUUAGAUGUAAUUUGUGAUAAUCGGUAUUGACAUAAAUUAAUAUUUUGCCAACACAGAACGGAGAACUGGGUGGGAGAGUAGUACGCAAAGGCUCAGGGGUAGUACAUUUAAAAAAGAGACAGUUGAGAAACUUGUGACAUUCUACGGUCAGCCUUGCCACUAGCACUUUCCCAUAAAGUUUAUUUUUAUUGUGUGAUUAGCGUCAUGAUUUGUUUUUUCAUUUUGUUUAUAGAUCAAUCUUUAAACCCCAAAGGUAGUGCCACUGCAUUUGGUUGGGGGUACACAGUCCCUAUUUUUCCAAACGAGGCUUUUGGGGUUUACGUGUCUGGCUUUGGCGCAUGUAGGACCUUACUUGAUGUAUCACUUGUCCGCUUUGUUGUAAGCUUAUUGUCGCAAAUAAAACAUAUCCUGGGCCUGGCUGACCAAUGUGCCCAUGCCUCAACCUCAGAGUGUCUUCGGUUGUGUAGUGAAGGCAAAAUUGCACUUGUCUCUGGGUCGAGGGGUCUGGGUUUGAACCCUGACUGGGUGAACCCUGACCGGGGACAUUGUGUCGUGUUCUUGGGGAACACACUUUACUUUCGCAGUGCCUCUCCACCCAGGUGUACAAAUGAAUACUGGCAAAUUUAAUGCUGGACUAGCAUCCCAACCAGGGGAGAGUAGAAAUAUUCCGAGUUGCUUCAUGAUAGAGAGACCUGAAUAAGCUUCAACCUGAUGGGCCAUUUGGCUCGUAUUUACAUGUAUACUUAAUCUUUACCCAACCUUGAUCUCCUAUAAGACAGAUUUUGCCCAGAGUUCAAGCAAUAAGUGCAAAAAUUAUUUAGUGAAUAUACUAAAAAUCUGGUCAAGGCAUGGUUGCAUUUUGAGUACUAUUUGGCACAUCUUAAUUUAAGUCAUUUCUCUUUAGUUAGUAGCCACACAAUUACAUUCCUAAGCAUUCCCCAGAAAAUGUAUGUCAAACCCCAUAAGAAUGCUUUAAGGGUGUGUUGUUUUGAACUGACAUGAAAUGUCCCUUUAAUUAAAAUAUGGAUAACUUCAAAUUCAAUUUUCUCUUUUGAGGUCAGCUUGAGAGCUGAAGUCUCAAUAGGUUCCGGUUAGUCGUGUGCAAAAUGUUACCAUGGUAUGAGAUUUUUUGGUAACUUAUUUUUGCCUUUAUUGCUUGAAUCUUCAGCAUAAACCUUCCUAACUUUUAUUCAUUACUUAUAGUGCACAAUUCUGUUCAGAUAUCUUGAAGGCUCUUAUGAGAAAGAUGAUCAGAAAUGCUGAGACACUAUGACAGAAAAUACUACAAGUGAUGUAAAUUCAUCUUAAAUAGAAUCACAUCAGUGCCUAUGUGGCACUCUGAGGGUUUCAGAGAUUCUUUGCUGUUCACCCUAGUGGACAGCCACUUGCUUGCAUGGGCCUCCUCCCAACUCUUCCAUUCCAGCUCCCCAUUCCUUUCCUUUUCCACCCUUUCUUCACCGAGUUGAUCUUGGUCUUGCAACACUUGUCGCACCCAUUGGAGGCCAGGUCAAUGUUUUUUUAGGAUCGUUAGCAGGUUACAUCUUCAUUAAAAAAGAAAAAAACCAUUCCAAUGCCGAUGCCUCUUCUUUACUUUGUCACUGAAUGAGGGACAUCCAGACCUCCUAUAUAGCUGUGAUGUUAUUUGCUUAAUAACAAAAAAUAUUGUGAAACAUCAAAGCUGUACCAAAGCGAUUACAAAACUAUUCUUAGAAGUAUACCUUGUCCUAAUCAUUUCUGGCGGCAAUUUUCCCACAAAUACCAGACUACUGAUCCUUAAGUCUCGCGCUUGUAAAUCAUUAUAAUUUGUAUAUGCUCGUUGUUGUUAAAACAGUUAAUCUGAUAAUGUGCGUUAAAUAAUGGGGUUUAAUAUUUUAUCUACAGGGAUGAGAGGUCACUGGGCAAGGGGAUGUCCUCUAAAUAAUCAUUAGAAUUGGAAUGCUGGGCAAGUAGUGGCUGUGGGCCACGAGCAGUGCAGCUGCAUAAGAUGAUGUGGAGCUAAAUGCGUUAAAUGUGUAUCACAUCGUUCUGAUAUUAAGGAUUGAGAGAAAAUGCUUACACUGAAAGAUUGAAAUGUAUUGUUAGCUGGUUUGUUGCUGUCAAAGGUCAAUAAAGCUUGUUAAAUAUUAAUUUAUUAUUCCCAAACAUUGAAAGAAGCAGACACAGAAAUUUAUUUGCUAUAAUCUGAUAAGAAUAUGCAUAUUACUACAAUUUAAAGAGAUACAUAAGGGAGUUUGUAGGAACUGACAGAAUUAAAAAAAACUAAGCCAUGGUCUUAAAUUUAAUCAUAUGGUAACACUAUUUUUCAUACAAGACUGAACUGUUGUAUGGCAUAAAGAAUCACUUGACACCAAGGUUAUUCAGUGAAAAAAGUAUCAAAUCGUGGUAAUCCAGAGAUGCCUACUGGAAGCAUGGUUAGGUACAGUAAUUUAUACAGGGCUGAGAGGAGCAAUUAUGAAAGUGCUACACUUUCUUGAUAAGCACAGUAUUAGUGUGGUGAGGUGGAAAGGGGUUCAACCUGUUUGUUUCCCUAACCCCCUUUUAGAGACCACGCCCUUUAAAGGAGGGUAGACAGGUAUACAUCACUAGUCUUGUGGGAAACUAUUGUUAAGGGUGGAUGAGGUUUUGCCCUAAGGUAACAAAUUAUGUUAAAGAAAGAUCACAUCAUGGCAUUAUUAAGGCAGGUAUAUUAUUUCAUGUAAGUACAAUGACGUAUCAGUUGUGAUAAUUGAUUUCUAGUUGAGGAAUGAUUCAGUUAAGGAUAAGUAUCGGAUAUUUUGCUGUUACCGGCGUAUUUUGUCUUGUUUCUAACUUGCUGUGAGUCGACAGUAACUGCCAGAAAGUUUGAUUUCUGAUCUCAUUAAGUAAUUAUGAUAUUUUUGGCUGGUUGCUUAUUAGGUCAUGCUAUUUUGGCAGUUAAGGUAUGCCAAGUUGGCAAGUCUAAACAACCAAAUGACUACGUGAUUAAAUCUUUGUUGAACGGGGCACGACAAUUAAGUUGUCUACGAGUCGUCUAAAGCGAUUAAUCUCCUAAGGUUCAACGGACACGAGGACUUUCCAUUUACAAGGUGCUAGUAAAUUAUGUUGGCACAUUUCAUCUCGUCCGUUCAAAAUUACCUGCUGAGAAAUUUGGUAUUUUCCGUGAAAAUAUGCCGUAGUGGUUUAAAACAGCGAAGUUUAAAACAACAGAUUCCAUUUACCACUCGUGACUCACUAUAUAUGUCUAAGAUAUGGGUUGUUGACAUGCAUGAUAACCCUUACGAAUCCAUCGUUCAUCAGGUGACAGGCCGCGAUUUUUUUAAGAAAAAUGAACAAAAGUGAAUUCUGUGCCCCAGAGGGCCACAUUAUCCGGUAUGAAUGAAUUUUUUCCUACAGAAUUGUUUUCGAGGAUUUCUAUCCCAUUUGACUGCUCUUUCAAACCGGAAUUCCAAUACCAGUUUAAUUGCCAAAAUAGCAUGAC
Messenger RNA from Orbicella faveolata, 5246 nucleotides. Its product is annotated as E3 ubiquitin-protein ligase RNF8-like. Gene Ontology annotation, biological process: double-strand break repair; ubiquitin-dependent protein catabolic process; protein K48-linked ubiquitination. Gene Ontology annotation, cellular component: site of double-strand break; nucleus; ubiquitin ligase complex. Gene Ontology annotation, molecular function: ubiquitin protein ligase activity; histone binding; zinc ion binding. The record is from RefSeq and is a predicted model, not a curated record. Lineage: Eukaryota; Metazoa; Cnidaria; Anthozoa; Scleractinia; Merulinidae.